CCUGAUUAGCAAGCCUCAUUUGCAGGUGUGACUGCUUACUUUAAUGUGCUGCAGGUUGUGAUCAAUGUCUAAAAUAGCAAAUGGGUACUGGCUCAUAACAAAAAAAAAUCCAAAAAAAGCUUUCGUCUGAGAGGUAAAUCACACAAAAACUGAUAUUUGUUGUUUGUUAACUGUUUGAUUUCUCUUCACAGUAAUACAAUGUCUUUCUUUUAUGCAGUGUCAUUUUCAAAUGCAGAUAAAACCAAAGCUGUUAAAAGAUUUCAGACCCGAUUCAGGGAUGUUUUAUAAACAUGCAUCCAAAGAACUGCUGCCAAAGAAGGAAUGAAAUGCGUCCCUAUGGCCUGAGGCAGAGUAUUAGAUGUCCUAAGAAAUAUGGGGAGACUGUUAAAGAGAGGAAGUACAUGGUUGCUCCACCAUGCUAUUUGGACUUUGUGUGCGAGCAGAAUGAAGUGGACCCCCAGAAGCCCCUGGAUGACCGGUAUAAAAGAAACACUGCUGUUCCUCCAGAUCUCAAACCGCCCCACAGGGACACAGUUCUCACUAAUGAAGACAGGACCUUGACUAGUCAGCCUGCAGGACCUCUGCUGAUCCACGGCUUCACAGUUCCAGAGUACCAGCAGACAUAUCAUUCUGUGGUGGAUCCCCUGCUCGUUAGUCCAUGUGGAAAGCUCACAGCAUACAGUGUGGAGCUGGGCCGCAACAUUAAGGAACAUCUGUUUGAAGAGCUGGCAUACCCAACGCUUCAGAUUUCAGAACAGACCGAUGGGAAGGUGGAGGUGUUGGAGAGGUUUUGUGUGCUCCGGGCUACACCUUUCAUUAAUAUAGACAGUAAGGGGGGCCCACAGUGAUGUUCCCCAACAGACUCUCUUUCAAUGACAUGAGCCUGAUUUUUGUUUCUGUGUCUUGAUGCUUAAUUUAAUUUGUGUUGUCUUUCUUGAAAUGUAAUGUAGCUGAAGUUAUAUUUCAUUCUUUCAAACAACAAAAGAUUCCAAAUGUUUCAAUCAAUUCUCUUCAAGUAAACUAUAAAAGCAAAAUUAUG
Molecule: messenger RNA, 1039 nt
Organism: Labrus mixtus (cuckoo wrasse)
Lineage: Eukaryota; Metazoa; Chordata; Actinopteri; Labriformes; Labridae
Exons: 2
Coding region: 291-848 (185 amino acids)
Source: RefSeq, a predicted model, not a curated record